AUGGGCUGCAUUAUAUGGCUGGGCGGUGAAACGCUCGUUUCGGACAAUAAAAUAACCGAGGGGCCCUCAGCGGAGCUGGGAAUAGGACCGCCGCAGGGUGCCACCGCGGGAAGCGUGGGCAGCAGCAGCGCGGCAAGGGCCGCGAACGCGCUGUCCGCGCGCGGCAGCGGGCUCUCGCGCCAGUCGCGCUCGCCGUCGCCCGACUCUCCGCCCGCCAAGCGGGCCGCCUCCGCUGACUCGUCCGGCUAUGAAACCGAUACGCCGGACGAGGUGCAGCAGGAGGCGGUCCGCAGGGUAUGCGGCGCGCUCGGCAUGAGGGAGCAGUUCGAGGCGGCGAUGGCGGCGGGCGAGCUGCUCGAGAUGCUCGAGAGCUUGCCGCGAGGGGCGGUCGAGGCCUCUGUCCGACAGAUGCGGGGUUACAACCGCACGGGCGAGUGGCCAGAGCCCAUUCUCACCAGCCCUGCCCCGCAGCGCGGCCGCUCGCCAAGCCCCGUCGAUGAGUGGUCAGAUGGUUAG
Molecule: messenger RNA, 516 nt
Organism: Emiliania huxleyi CCMP1516
Lineage: Eukaryota; Haptophyta; Isochrysidales; Noelaerhabdaceae
Exons: 3
Coding region: 1-516 (171 amino acids)
Source: RefSeq, a predicted model, not a curated record